AUGAAAAUAUAAUUAAUUAAUUUAAGUGUGAAUGAAAAUAAUAAUCAACUAAAUUUCUCUAUUUGUUCAAGGCACUUUGAUUUUAGAAUAAUUCAUUUGGAGUUUACCUUUGAUAAUAUAAUUCUCUUUGGAGUCAUAAACGAACUGCAAAAUAUAGCAUAAAUUGAUAUGCUGUCUAGUAAAAAGCUUUUCAGUACAUCAUCUGAUUUGAAUUUUAUUAUGAUAUUGGCUAGACCCAAUAUAUACUUUUAAAGUUCAACCAUAUCAUCUUAUAUACUAUUUGUAUAUUAAUGCAUUUUUUUUCUUUGUUGCAUUUGCCUUAUAUAUAUAGUUAAAGCUAGAUCAGAAAAUUUAGUCAAUGAAUUGAAAAUUGCCUUUAACACGAACAUUUAUAUAAAGUUACUUUUUAUCUUUUUACAUGUCUCAAUUAGAACAAUUAAAUAAGGGUUUGGAUACAUAAUAAUAGACAUCUGUUUUUAGACGAUAAAAUAAAAUAUAAACGAUAUCAUACAAGUUUCUCUUUCCUUUAUUAUCAUUUUAGGAAUUGAUAUUUUAAUUCUUUUUUUUACAAAAAUGUUCUCCUAUAAUUGGGCUUUAGAUUUUUAGAGGCAACAUUUAAUCAUAAAUGAAUCAAGUCUAAUUUAUUAUAGAGUUUUUAUAAAACUUUUAUAGCUAUCUUUUGUAUUUUAUGAUUAAGAUUUUUAAAUAUUUCGAAUCACAUAAACACUAUUACCAGUGAUAUCAUCACUUAUAUAAAUAUAUUAAAUGCAAAAGCUAAAACAAUUAAUCUAUGAUUACUAUUAUAAAGUCAUAUUAGCAAUUAAUCUGAUCAUUAUAACACUAUGUUUAAAUCAUUUAAUGUAUGAAUUAUUUUCAUAGUAUUAAUUUUAAGAAAUUUGGAUAUUACUAUUUAUAGUACCUUUUUAUUGUUUUAUAAAUUAAAUUAAAAGGCAUUUUUAAGAACAUUUUAUAAAUUUCUAGAAUUCUAGUAUUGAAAACAGUAAUUAUGUUUUAUUUUAGAUCAUUUACAAUAUGAAUAGAUAAAAGGAUAGUUUUAAUUCAGAGAUAAUUUAUUUAAUGUUUUUAUAAAAACAUUCUUAAUCAUGUAAUAAUCUUUAAUGUGCAUGUUAAAAAAGACUUUAAUCAAACAAUUUUUAAUAAAUCUCUUACUAAAUUUUUUUUAAAGAUCUUUUGUAACAAUAUGAAAAAUAAAUAUCUACAAUAUCGUUUAAAUGUACAUAAGACUAAAUCAUAUUUAGUUAUUUUCAGUUAUUAUUUUUUUUAAAGCAAUACCUUACUAAUAUUUCUAAAUAAUAUUUCAAAAAUCAAACAGAGCUAAAAUUCAAGAUUAAAUUUUAAAAUCAGAAAAUUCUAACUUCAAAAAAAAAGUAUUUAAAAUUCAUAAUUUACAUAAAUUAUUUAUAUUAAAAGUAGCUCAAGAUUUAAUGCGAUUAGAUAUUUUUUCAAAAUUUUCCUCUUAAAAAAAUAGUGAAUUAUUUGAUUCUUAAAAGAACCAUGCAGCCAUUAAAGAAUUUCUUUAAGCAGAAUAACAAAUUCUUGAAAUUAAAGAAAUUCUAAUUUAGGUUUUGUAAUAAAAAAUCAAUUACAUGGAAAAAGUUUAUUCAAAUAUCUCUAAAUAAUGUCUAGAAAAAUUAGCUUAUUAAUCAAUAUAAAACUAAAUAGAUGGACUAAAAUAGUUAAGGAUUUGUUUUAAACAAAAAUCAAGUAUUAAAAUAUUUAUAUUUUAUAGAUUAGAAAUCACAAAAUAUAUUGAUGUUUUAUCAUAUAGAAAUAUUGAAUGAUAUUAUUUCUCCAUAAAAUCAAAAUUCAACAACUAGUUGUAAAUUUUCAAAUUUGAUAGUUUAAAUAAACAAUAAGUCGAGUAUCAAAAUUUUGAAAUGCAGCUAUAAUCAAAAAGAUAAGUUUGAUAAAUUAGAUGUAUUAAGCCUUUAAGAUAUGAUUCCAAAUUAUAUUUAAGUUUCUCACAUGAAAUUAAUAGAAAAUUUUAUUGCAGGUGAUUAAAAUAAAUUUUAUUAAUAAAUUAAUGAAUCUUACAUUUAGGUUUCGCCAUGUUUGUGCAAAAAAAAAUUGAUUUACUAAUGGAUUUAAGUUUAUUAAACUUAACAUCUAUCGAAAUGAUUUUAUUUUUUUGUAAAAAAAAAGAUAAUUAGUUUAGUAUUUUUUUAGAUGACACAAAAAGAAUCAUUAAUAUAGAUGAAGAACUUUUUACUGAUAUAUUAAAUAUUGAUGGAGUUUUCGCUUAAUAUUUCAUUGGAUUGGAAAUAAAUGUCAUUUUUGAGAAUUUUAACUAAUUAACAUAUGAUUAGAUUUAUAAUUAACAGAAUUUUUAUUUUGUAGAUCCAAAUAAAAUAAAUUCAUCUAAUCUUAUAAAAUCCUAAUAAAGAAAUAUUCAGUCAUAAUGGAAUUACACUGAAUCUUUAAUAACUUAUUAAUGCAAUUUAUUAUUAGCUAGAAAAAAAAAUGAGUUUGGAUCUAAUUAUUAUGAAAUUGUAUUAAAAAAUCCAAAACAUAAAAAGAGUAAAGAAGAAACCUUUAAUCAUUAAUUAAAACAAUCAGAAAAUUUAAUUCCAUUUACACCUUAUGAUGAAUCUAUUAUUGUAGAUAAACCUUUUGUUAUAGAUUAGAGUUUACAUAAUGAAAAGUUAUAUAGCUAAUAGUUUGUAUUAAAAUCUGAAAUAGUAUAUUAAAAUAUAAUUUAAUCAGAUAUUUAAUAAGAUGAAUAAUUUGUUUUUAAGAAAAAUAAUGAUGAAGAAUAGAACAUGAGUGAAGAAAUAGAUUUAAAUACAGUGAGAUAAAAAGAAAAACUUAAAAAAUUAAAUACUGAAGGAAUAUCUUCUUAAUAAUCUGCAAUUUCUGUCAUGUAAAAUUCGAUUUUUUAUCGAUAAUUUUCUCUUGUAAAUGAACUGGUAAAUUCUUAAAAAAUUCCUUUGAUUUUUAGAAGAAUGAUUUGUUUCAGAAUAUUUUUGAUUAUAAUAUCUAUUGUUGGAUUUAGUUUGGUAAUACUUUAUAUUAAAUUUAGUAUUUAUAUGAAAUUAAUUUGUUUCAAUAUUUUCAGGAAGAUUUCAAAUUAUUAAGUAUGAAAAAUGAUAUAUUUUAUCCAAUAUUGUCAUUUUAAUUGAUUCGAUUAUCAAUAGUAAAUUAUAAUGUUGAACUAUUUUAUAAAUUAAUUACCUAAUAAUAAUUUUUGGAAUUAUUAAUUUAUCCUAAUUCUAAAUUAAUUGGAAGUUAUGAAAAAUUAAAGAUUGGAAUUUCUAAUAUAGUAUCUGAACCUAUUUUCUUUACUCUUUAUCAUGAUUAAUUCUUAAAUUUAUAAUUUAUAUAAAAAGGGAAGCUGGAAAAACUAAUGAACUUGAUCUCCGUAAUAGUUUGAUAAUUUUGCUAAAUUAUUAAUUUGAUACUUAGAAUGCCUAUAUUGAAAAAGGAUAAGCUGAUUAUGAAAGUUCUUACUUUUAUUAUAAUUACAAAAAUAUGGAUACAUUAUUAAAUGCUUUUAAUAACGCAAAUGCAUUAGCCUAUGAUAUUUAACAAACCAAUUUAGAGAAUUUUUAGUAGGAGAUAAUAGUCAUCUUUUUACUUUAUUUUUUUUUUUGAUAUUGAUAUAAUUCAUCAUAUCAUUUUCUCAUCUUGUAUUUUAAAUAAAGUAAGAAAAACUCAAGCAUUUACUUUUCAAUUAAGAUUAAAGUUUCUUAAAUUUAGAAAUUUAAAGGUUAACUUUACUAUAAGAGUUGAUUGAUUAGGACUACUCUCAAGUCUAAAAUUAUAAACUUAAUUUUUAAGAAAAAGACAAGUAUUUUGUUAAAAUGAAAUCUUUGUGUAAUAAACAAUCGAAAGAUUAAAUGAAAAGGAAAGCAGUAAUAGGGUAAUAUUAUAAUAUUAAAGCAAUUAUACUUACUUUAACACAUUUUGUGAUUUUGGCCUUAACAUUUAGUAUUUUGACAACAAAAGUUCAUGAGACAUAUUCGAAAAUAAAAAAAACUGGUUAAUUAUAUGAAAUUUUUGCUAAUUUAAAUAUAAAUAUUUUAAGUUUGUAUCAAUCAAGAGAAGUUUUAUAUUAUAAAAUUGCAUUGCCAUUUUUAAAUUAAACAGAUUUUGAUUAAUAUUAUAAAAUUGCUUAAAAUGGAUUAGCAGGAAUUGAAUAAUAUAUAGAUAAAUAAUGGGAAUUUUAAUCAAAUAAUUAUUUCUUUGAUUCAGAUACUUUUAGCCUUUUAAUUAAGUUCAGUGAUGAAAAUUUAUGUGAGGAAUUACUGGUAAUUCUAUAUUUAAGAAAUUAGUAUAUAGACAAAUCUUUGAGUAUUUGUAACACGACUUUAGGUGGGGUUUUGCAGAAAGGAUUUUCAUCUGCUUUGAUCGAUAUCAAAAAUUAGAUAAUAACUGAAUUUGAAGAUACAAAUUUUACAAUUCGAAAAAAUUACCCAAUUUAAGAAUUAGAAGGAAUUACGAUUUUGAGUUAUGGUUUAUAAUACUUAAUAGAAAGGUUUUAUGAAGAUUUAUCUUCAAAUAAUUAUAAAGUGGAGGUGAUCUAUAAUGUAAGAUAUAAGGUAUUAUUUAGAUUAUAACUAUAAUUUGUUUAUGUAUAUCAUUAAUAAAUGGAUUAGUAUUAUUAAAAUUUGAUUAAAUGAUAUUAUCGAGAAAAUAUAAACUAUUGACUAAAUUUAUUUAUUCUGUUCCUUUGGCAUCAAUUUUAUUUGAUGAUAACUUUUUAAGGAAUACUAGAAGUUAUUUUGUGAAUUAAAAAUUGAUUUGA
This is a messenger RNA of Paramecium sonneborni, 4765 nucleotides long. The record is from the annotation of a GenBank genome assembly. NCBI's taxonomy places the organism in Eukaryota, Ciliophora, Oligohymenophorea, Peniculida, Parameciidae.